AUGUGUGCUGAUGAGGAUGUUUGUUUGUACGUUUAUAUUUUUCUUAAUGUGCGGUACCCUGUGGGAACACCUGAGGUGCCUCUUGCGAUAUCAGAAAGUUCAGGAAUCACCAUUCUAGGAUCUACAACUACAGGUGCUCAAGUUGGCUACAAACGAAGUGCUUUUAUUGGAAGUUGUAAAUACCAUGUAUGGCAAGCUAUAAGGGCAUCUUCUGCUGCCCCAUAUUAUCUUGAUGACUUCUCUGAUGAUGUGUACCGCUGGCAAGAUGGUGCUAUAGUGGCAAACAAUCCGACAAUCUUUUCCAUAAGAGAAGCGCAACUUUUGUGGCCUGAUGCAAAAAUUGACUGUUUAGUUUCAAUUGGUUGUGGCUCUGUGCCUACAAAGGCACGGAAAGGUGGUUGGCGCUAUCUAGAUACUGGGCAAGUGCUGAUUGAGAGUGCAUGCUCUGUGGACCGAGUCGAGGAAGCUUUGAGUACAUUGUUACCUAUGCUCCCUGAGAUCCAAUACUUUCAGUUUAAUCCAGUUGAUGAACGUUGUGACAUGGAGCUGGAUGAGACUGAUCCAACAGUUUGGCUGAAGCUGGAAGCUGCUGUAAAGGACUACAUCCAAAAAAAUUCGGAGUCCUUCAAGAAUGCAUGUGAAAGACUCCUUCUACCCUUUGCACAUGAUGAGAAGUGGACGGAGAAUUUGAAAUCUCUAACACUUUUCCAGGUCAAAGGCAUCAAAUGCAGAUGAGAAUAACCCUUCAUUAGGUUGGAGACGAAAUGUACUACUUGUUGAAGCAUUGCAUAGUCCUGAUUCGGGAAGAACUGUGCACCAUGCU
Molecule: messenger RNA, 823 nt
Organism: Durio zibethinus
Lineage: Eukaryota; Viridiplantae; Streptophyta; Magnoliopsida; Malvales; Malvaceae
Source: RefSeq, a predicted model, not a curated record